GCGGGGCUGCGGCCGCCGCCGAGCGCUCCGCGGAGAAAGCUCCGGAGCCGCGGCCCCCAUUAUGCUCAGCCAUGGCGUGGCUGCCGGGCGGGCUGGCCGAGCUGCGCUGGGGCGCGCUGGUCGCCCUGUUCGUGGCGGCGCUGGCCACGCUGGCCGUGUACCUGGUGCAGUACGCGCUGCUGGCGCUGCGGAGCCGCCGCCGCCGCCCGCCGCCUCUGCCGGCUCCCGCCGCUCCCGCUCCGCGGGACGAGCUGCUGGACGAGGGCGGCUCGGUGCUGGCCUGGGCGCUGUCGCGGGGCAGCUGGAGGCGGCAGUGGCGCCGGGCCUGGGUGGCCGCGCUGCGGGCCGAGGCGGCGGAGCGGGCGGAUUCUCAGCUGCUCACGUUUGAGGAAGAUGACCCACCAGAACCACUUGAGCUGGCAGUUAAAGAAGUAAUUAGUGUUGUAAAGUCAGCUGAAGAGAAGGUGAUUUCUUGCAACGUUGUGGGAGAUUCUGUAAGGUUUGUUGUCGCUGUCUCUGACCCUUCGCCCACAGCUGCCGAGCCUCGGUCCUACAGUGUGAAACUGUCUCCACUUCACUUGCAGCUCCAGCUCUCUGUGAAAGACAAAGGAGAAGAUGUCAAAGUUGAGUGGUUCCUCAUUAACACCAAUGAAAUCAACUUUGAAAUCCAGCCAGCAGUGCAGGAGGGACAGACAGCAGGGACAUGUGCAAUACCUGAAACGCUCAGAGACGUCUUGAAGCACCUCUUUAGCUCAGCUUCUCCAUCCGUGGUGUUGAGUGUGAGGCCUGCAGAUACAAAGGAGGUUCAGAAUGUACAGAACACAAGCCUUCUCCCUCAGGGCGCCAGUCCUCCCAAACCUCCAAGGGCUCACGAGCUCAAGCUGCUGGUGAAGAACAUCGCGGUAAACCCGGCCCAUCACCGUGCUGCAGGCAGCACAGACCUUGUGUGUAUAGCUCAGCUGAAUGACCCUAUGCAGAAGUUUUCCAGCUCUGUAGCCAAAAAUGCUGCACGUCCCUUUUGGAAGGAAGAGUUUAUCUUUGAACUAAGUGCCAAAUCAAAAGCAUUGGAGCUGCAAAUAGUAGAAGAUGGAAAGACGGAUAGUCCUUUAUCCGGGAAGGUGACUGUACCUCUGGACUUGUUCAGGAAACAACCCUCUGGCCAGCAAAGCUUUACCCUGAACAGUGAAGCCAGUGAGGGCAGUUCAGAGCCGGGGCCUGGGCUGGGAUCCAUCAGUGCAGAGUUCUCAUUUAUAGAACCCAGUGAACUGAAGACAAGGCAAGUCUCUUCCCCAGUGCUGGCCACCAAGAUAGAAAAGGAUCGCACUGUGAUGCCCUGUGGGACUGUGGUCACUACUGUCACUGCUGUGAGAACCAAACCUCGCCUGGAAGGGAGGGCAUCUCCCCUCAGCACAGAUUCUCCUGUGAAAACUCCAGUUAAAGUAAAGGUGACUGAAAAGGAUUUCUCUGUUGAAGCUCUCCAUUCUCAUGGUGCUCCAGUCAGCAAAACUUUGUCAUCUUCAGACACAGAGCUGCUGGUACUGAAUGGCACCGAUCCUGUGGCAGAAGCAGCCAUUCGGCAGCUGAGCGAGUCUGCAAAGCAGAAGCUGAAGUCUCCUAGAAAGAAAAGCACCAUUAUCAUAUCAGGGGUGUCCAAGACCUCUUUAUCUCAGGACAGUGAAGCUUCACUCAUGAUGGACUAUGCUGCAGCCAUGGACAGCUCCUGUCCCAAAGAAGCAGAUCCACCCCCUGUGGAGGAAGCUGUUGCAAAACCCACCCCUGUUGAAAAGCUGCCAUUGGAUCCCUCAGAAACAACAGUACCUGACACUGGCCCAGGGCAGAGCACCCACAAGGCCUGGGGCUUGGAGAACGGCAGCCAGCAGUGGGACACCAGCACCCUCUUAGACCAGACCUCUGAAUCGAUAUCUGGGAGCUCGCUGAGCGUUUCAGAAAGCGGGAGCAUGAAAAAAUCCAAAGGUGGGAUCCUGAAAAAAAGCGCGAAGCUCUUUUUCCGCCGGCAGCACCACCAGAAGGAUCCAGGAAUGAGCCAAUCCCACAACGACCUCGUGUACCUGCAGCAGCCCCUGUCAGAGGAGACCCGCAAGAAGGGAGGCACCCUCUCACGGAUCCUGAGCAGGAAGCUCCUUUCCAGGAACAAAAGCAAGAGCAAACUGAACGGUGCUCCGGGAGAGCCGUACAUAUAAGAGCGGACCCUCUCUGCUGGGAUACUUGCACAUCAGUUGAGCAUUUUGUUUACAGAGCAGUGCUAGAGAAUACAAAUAAUGGCUGAUGGCUUGCAUAAAAGGAUGUUCACUAAUACAGUGGUCUUUUUUCGUUUGUUUUUCCAAAAGACGCUUUUUCUCUCUGAUGAUGAAGUUGCUCCUCCGAAUACGAGCAGUGCUACAUUAAUCAUGAAGGCUUUGGAGAACCAUGUGGUUUAUUGUGGAAGAUGAGGGAGGAUGGGGAAUGGUGCAGGUGGGGACCAAGAAGGCCGCUGGUAUCCUGGAGUGCAUCAGGAGGAGCACUGCCAGCAGGCCCAGGAAGGUGAUCCUGCCCCUCUGCUCAGCCCUAACGAGGCACAUCUGCAGUGCUGUGUCCAGUUCUGGGCUCCUCAGGACAGGAGGCACGUGGAGCUCUUGGGGCAGAUCCAGAGGAAGAUGCAAAGAUGCUGAAGGGAUGGAGCAUCUCUGGGAGCAGGGAAGGCUGAGGGAGCUGGGACUGUUCAGCCUCCAGAGGACACGCUGAGAGGGGACCUCCCCCAGGUCUGUGGGGUCUGCAGGGAGGGGGCAGAGGAUGGACCAGGCUCUGCUCGGGGGGGCCCAGCAAUGGCACAAGAGGAACAGGCAGGAACUGAUGCCCAGCAAGUUCCACCUGGACACAAGGAAGAGUUUCUUUGCUUUGUAGUGAUCCAGCACCGAACAGAUCACCCAGAGAGGGUGUGGAGUCUUCCUCACUGGGGAUAUUCCAGAACCACCUGGACACAAUCCUGUGCCAUGUGCUCUGGGAUGACCCUGCUUGAGCAGGGAGGUGGGACCAGAUGACCCACUGUGGUCCCUUCCAUCCUGACCCACUCUGUGGGGAGGACCCACGUGUGAGCACCCGGUUUUACGUUAACAGGGAGCUCAGAACUGAAACAUCGACCCUGGGUUGCAUGACUGAACUACUGCAGAGAGAGAAGACACCACUGUGCUCCCUCACUGCAGCCUGCAAUAGUAGCAACGCAGGGCUCAACUGAUUUUUCUAGUCAGGCUGAAAGGGAAAAAAAAAAAAAAAAAAAAAAAAGAGACCCAGAUCCAGUUUUAUUGUAAUGUGGAAACGGGUAAGUUUUCAGAAGCAGAAGGAAAAUGCUGAUUCAGAUAUCCUACUGUAAUAACUGUAGCCUGCUGUAAUAACUGCUCGGUCCAUGUAGGUGGAGAGAUGCCUUUGAUAUUAGCCAUAAAUCAAUAAAUUAUGCAAAUAUCUGUACUAGCAUAUUGUUCAAUGUUCUGUGCAGAAUUUAUGCUUAACAAAACAACCUUUUUUUUUUUAAAGUCUACUUGAGUCUACUGGCAAACAACACAUUUACCAAGUCUUAUGUAUAGCUUUCCUUCCCUGUGUGAGAAGCUGCAUUGCUGAUGCAAAAACCUGUCUUAGGCGCUCUAACUCCUUCUCCCAAGUACUUGUUAGACAAGUAUAUUAACCAUCGUAUCAAAUGCAAAGCUAGGAGCAAUAAAUGGUAAAUAGAGCAUAGUUAACCCUACAGUGCUUUUUAUUAGACAGCUUGUUUUACUCGCCAAACACCGAGAUCUUAGAAAACACAGCUGUGAAGAAAGCUUUUGAAACAAUAAUAACCAUUCCCUUAGCUCACUUUCAGUUUCUAGGUCUGCCAGUGUUGUCAUGUGAUUGGUGAGUGGUUGGUCAGAUGAAUUUUUUUAACUUUUUCUCCUUGUUAAAUAUUGCAGCCGGCUCUUUUAAAUUAAAAUGAUGGAAGUAAAAUCAUAAAGGUUCUUGUUUUGGCUAUCAAGAGUAAAAUGUCAGUCUUUCAUAGGUGCCAUCUUUCGUGUUUACCUGUACUUUUCCAUCAUCUACAUUCCUGCUGAGGACAAAGGACCAAGCCUGUUCUCUUCAGCCAAGAAAAACAUCCAUUCAUUCCACCUAAAUUACUGAAAUGAAUGGAUGAUAGAUUGGUGCCUACUUUGCCAGUAGUGAUUUUCCCCCUGGCCCCUUUCCUCCCCUUAAGCUGUCCCAACUCUUUGGCAGAUAUUUGGGCUUUCGAUUUAAACGAUUCAUCAAAAAUAGAAAGUCACAGAAGAACAGAAACACGUUUUAAAUCUUCUGAUGGACUCAAGAUUCUAUGGCAACAUACUUAUACAAUGAAUAUCAAAGUAGAGGGGGUUUGGUUUCUUUUUGACCAGAAAAAUAUUGGAGGAAAUGAGCUGUCAGAAUCCUUUAACUGUGUAAAAAUACUGUUUACGUGUAACCUCCAGAAAUCACUGUGGUAGUACAGCAGACCAGACUAUCAAAUAGUUGUAUGUUUAAGGAUGCUGCUUAUCAUGAAAACACUUGAAGGCAUUUUAAUGUUCUGUAUUUUGAAAAUUGGUUACAAAUGAAUCUUCUAGAGCUGUAAUGUGCUUAGAAAUCCCAGUUCAGUAAUACAGGCGUGUCCAGCUUGAAUGUGCUUGAACGCUUUUGUUUAUUGUUAAUUUAAUACAGAGUGGGUUUCUUCAUUUCCAUCAUACAGUGGUUCAUAGUAUGAGCAGUAAAACCCCUGAUGUCCUGUUCUCUAAACAUCCAUUUUUUUCCCCUUGAUUUUAUUUGGAGCUCUCUGCAUGACAGGGCAGGAUGGGGAUCAAGUCCCUGCCAGGUUUAACUGCUCGGUCUUGUUUGCUGAAGGAGAAAGCCACAAAUCAAAGUGAAACUGAGCUCCGUGGGUAGCAACACCCUUACACUAAAGACAAAGACCUGUGGAACUGGGAAUGCAGGAGCAGUGACACUACUUCAAGUCUUGCUGAAGUUGCUGAACUGGGAUUUUCAUUCACAGAAGCUUUAGCCUGUACUGUAGAACGGGGUGGAAAUAACACCCAGUAACUUGCAGAAUACAGGAGUAGGGUUUGCUCCUAGCUUACCCUAAAGAAUAGUUACACGCAGAAGAAGUGAUUUUUUUGGUUCCUCUUAAGGCCUUGGUGAUCGCCUAAAUGCUUGUCUUGGUGGUGGGAACCAAGAACAUUCUAUACUAUGAAGUGUGUGGAGGUCUGAGCUCGCAUGUGUGGAAAGACAAUGAAUUCUUAAGAUGAGGAAAGCGAGGCAUUUGGGGUAAAAAGGGAAUCUUGGGUUUUUUACUUGCCUUCACUCCUCAGGAAAAUGAACAUGGUUUGGUUUGA
Messenger RNA from Empidonax traillii (willow flycatcher), 5357 nucleotides. RefSeq names its product C2 calcium dependent domain containing 2 (gene C2CD2). The record is from RefSeq and is a predicted model, not a curated record. Lineage: Eukaryota; Metazoa; Chordata; Aves; Passeriformes; Tyrannidae. The transcript has 14 exons. Bases 72 to 2201 code for a protein of 709 amino acids.